AACUGCAAUAACAACAGAGAAGAGCAGGAAGCAGCUGCAAAGAUUUGCGCAUGCUCCAUACACUGUACCAACUUAAAACUGUAGAAACGACGAAACAUUAGCAACAGUUAAAGAUGACCACCUCAUGGAGCGACCGUCUGCAGAACUUCGCUGCUCUUCCAGCCAACAUGGACGGUGUAGCCAUGAAGAAGUAUCGUCGUGAAGCUCACCACAGCUUUCCAAAGGAUCUGGCUCAAAACCAUCCUGCAAUGAGAGUGUUUGUUAAUCGAAGCCUGGCCAUGGAAAAGAUCAAGUGUUUUGGUUUUGAUAUGGAUUACACUCUUGCAGUGUAUAAAUCUCCUGAAUAUGAGUCCCUGGGCUUCGACUUGACAGUGGAGCGCCUGGUAUCCAUUGGAUAUCCACAGGAGCUGCUAAACUUUGUCUACGAUCCCUCCUUCCCCACCAGAGGUCUGGUGUUCGACACAAUGUAUGGGAACCUGCUCAAAGUUGAUGCCUAUGGAAACAUUCUGGUGUGUGUGCAUGGGUUCAACUUCUUGAAGGGACCUGACAUCAGAGAGAUGUACCCGAACAAAUUCAUCCAGCGUGGCGACACAGACCGCUUCUAUAUCCUCAACACUCUCUUUAACCUCCCCGAAACCUACCUCUUUGCCUGCCUGGUGGAUUUCUUCAAUAACUGCUCCAGAUACUCCAGCUGUGAGACUGGAUUCAAAGACGGGGACCUCUUCAUGUCCUACAAGAGCAUGUUCCAGGAUGUCCGAGAUGCUGUGGACUGGGUUCACUUCAAGGGCUCCUUAAAAGAAAAAACAGUUGAAAACCUGGAGAAGUACGUGGUGAAGGACCCGAAGCUUCCUCUGCUCCUGAGUCGGAUGAAUGAAGUAUCCAAAGUAUUUUUGGUCACCAACAGUGAUUAUAAGUACACAGAGAAAAUUAUGACCUACCUGUUUGACCUUCCUCAUGGUCCAAAGCCGGGCACGCCCCACCAGCCCUGGCAGUCCUACUUCGACCUGAUCCUGGUAGAUGCCCGUAAGCCCGUCUUCUUCGGAGAAGGAACGGUGCUACGACAAGUCGACACUAGCACAGGACGGCUGAAGAUCGGCACAUACACUGGACCUCUUCAGCACGGUAUCGUUUACUCUGGAGGUUCUUCAGACAUCGUCUGUGACCUGCUGGGUGCUAAAGGAAAGGACAUCGUCUAUAUUGGAGACCACAUUUUUGGUGACAUUCUCAAAUCUAAGAAGCGUCAGGGUUGGAGGACGUUCCUGGUGAUACCUGAGCUGGCCCAGGAGCUGCAUGUGUGGACUGACAAGAGCUCCUUAUUUGAAGAACUUCAGUCACUGGACUGUUUUCUGGCAGAGCUUUACAAGCACAUGGACAGCAGCAGCAACGAGAGGCCUGAUAUCAGCUCCCUGCAGAGACGCAUUAAGAAAGUGACUCAUGACAUGGACAUGUGUUAUGGCAUGAUGGGAAGUCUGUUUCGGAGCGGAUCCCGGCAGACUCUGUUUGCCUCCCAGGUGAUGCGCUACGCUGACCUGUACGCUGCCUCCUUCAUCAACCUGCUCUACUACCCCUUCAGCUACCUGUUCAGAGCUGCACACGUGCUGAUGCCUCAUGAAUCCACAGUGGAACAUACACACGUCAAUAUCAUGGACGUAGAGUCGCCGCUGGCCACAAGAAACCGCCACGAUGUCGACUUUAAGGAGAUCGAGUGCAAAAGACACCAGCUGACCCGAUCCAUCAGUGAGAUCCAGCCCCCGCAUUUCUUUCCUCAGGCACCGCAGGAGAUUACCCACUGCCACGAUGAGGAUGAUGACGAGGAAGAGGAGGAGUAGGGGAGGGCCGUGAAUCUUUCCCCAGAAGAGCCUGUUUAAAUGUUUAAGUUUGUCUUUACUUUGAUUUGUAGCUGCAGCGAGUGAGUGCUCAUAGAAAACGGUUCAGUCCGCGCUCUGCUUUUAACUGGGUUUAUACGUGCUGUGCUCUGUUACGCAAUAUUACAUCAACAGUUCUCACAUUUACGGGAUGGUGCACCGUGAGUUUGUCCCACACUUCAGUCAUGGUGGACCUCUGCUGUGACGGCUGUGGGAGAAUAUCAGAAGUUAAAACUGUCACACAUUGAUCAUUUCUGGGUUUGUUGUUGCUGAAUAUCACGGUCUUCCACUGAUGUUAGUCUGUGAGCAGUCUGAAAGGGCUCUCGCUGGUUCAGCUGUCAACAUGUUGCAACUAUGCUGUUACUGGAGCGGCUGCUGUUCAGUUCAAAGUGCCUCAGUGUUAUUACAGAUACCGUUCAGUGUACGCAGUGUUUUUCUUUUGUCAUGUUUUUAUGCGACUGCCUUGAUUUUAAAGAAACUACAAAUAUGUCCGACCAAUAAAGCUGCAGUGAGGGCCUCGUCUCAAAGGAUUCACAAAGUCUGACUCGGACCUUAAAGGUUGUAAUUUGGCUGUUUACUGGAUAUAGAUGUGCCAGAGGGAGCAAGAGUGGUACCGACAAACAGGGCUAGUAAAGUAUCAGGUAAGAAGUAAAAACGUAUAUCUGACUGCCAGAAGAGGGAGACAAACAGUGUGGAGUUCAGGGUCGCCAAUAGGGUUAGGCUGCUUGGACUGCUACUAAUGAGCGACUCUGCAGUGAUCGUGCUGUUACAGGUGAGAUGGUUAUUCGUCCUGUGCUCUUCUUUUCUCUCUCCUUCCUGUGGGUCACAGUUUGACUGAAGGUCCUGUGACGUCUGAGCUAAAAUCAAAGAAUGCUUUUUGAACCUUGGAUGUUUCUUCUCAUGUGCCCAGGAGGACUUUACAGUUUCAGUGUAAAACGGCGACUUUUCAUAGGAUGGACUCAUUUUAUAAUCCAUGAAGCUGAAAGCAUGUUUUUAUGUUUUAUUCAAAUUUCAUAUAUCAGCAACAGAGAGUGCAAAUGCUUUUUUUUUUUUAAAUUUUGAAUUAUGCUGGGGGGGGCGGGGUUAAGAAUGAUAACAUGCAUUGUUCUGCAGUUGACACACUUUUUCAUGACUGCAAUAAAAUAUAUUCCAUUGCUGCUGAGUUUUGAGUUUGCUGUUAAAUUUGCACAUAGAAUAGAACAGAAUAGAACAGAAUAGACCUUUAAUUGUCCCACAAGGGGAAAUUUGGUUGUAACAGCAGCAAGAAGGACACAUAUACAAACAAACAGCACACAGAACAGAAACAUACACAAUUAUUUUACAUAUUUACAUCAAGAACAAUAUUUACCAAAAACAGAGUACUGUACUGUUAUUAAAUUAAAUAAAUACAGAUAAGAGGCAAACCCUGGUUGUAGUGUGAAUCGGUUGAUAAAAUAGUGCAAGUUACAGCGCUGAUGUAAACAUCUAUGAUUGUUGGGAGCAGUUUUGAUUGCCUUGAGGCGACUUUUGUUGUGAUUUGGCGCUAUAUAAAUGAAACUGAAUUUAAUUGAAUUUACAGUCUGACAGCUGCAGGGAGGAAGGACCUGCAGAAACGCUCCUUCAUGCAUCGAGGAUGCAGCAGUCUGGCACUGAAGGAGCUCUGCAGUUCAGCAGCAUUUACAUGCAUGGGGUGGGAGACUCUGUCCAUCAGAGAUGUUAUUUUGGCCAGAGUCCUUCUGUCUCCCACUGGGUCCAGGGUGCAUCCCAGAACAGAGCUGGCCUUCCUAAUGAGUUUAUCCAACCUCUUCCUCUCAGCUGCUGAUAAACUGCUGCUCCAACAUACAACAAGUGUUCCUGUAGCUCCUGAUAAGCCUGGUUCAUGAUAACAGGUCAGCUCUUAGCUCUGUCCGCUCACACAAAUCACUGCUGUGCUGUGUUAUCAGACUUUAUCUCUUUUUAAUCUACUGUUUCUCCUCAGUAAAGUUUUCCUCGGUUAAUUUCAUUGUAACUGGGUCCAGUUGUCCCUUAAUGGGACGGGUCACUGCAAAUAUAGCUUCUACAUUUUUAUUCUGAUUGUGACAAACGUGUGAAUCUCAUGCUACGACCUUUUCGCUCAUUGAAUCUGAACACACCUUAACACUUAGGGAAGGUUUGGAGCCAGUGUGUUAGACGGGGCCUACCACGGUCAUCAAGACACUGAAUGAUGAGAUUUCUUCUGGACUACUGAUCUUCAUCCCACCUUUAUACAGUCCCCAUCAAAAGUUUAAGACCACUUACAAAAUGGCAAAAAAUGAUAUUUUUCAUGGUUGGAUCUCAACAAGGUUCCAAGUAGAGCUUCAACAUGCAACAAGAAGAAAUGGGAGUGAGACAAAACAUUUUUUCAAUUAUUAAAAACAACGCUUAAACUGAAACAGGCUGUUUUACAGCUGAUGAAGAGUUUAGGACCACACCUCCAAAAAAACAUAAACCCCCUAAAACAGUUCUGCAGCAGUAUCUAUACAUGGCUGUCUGUGUAGGAGGCCCCGGGGCAGACCCAGGACACGCUGGAGAGGUUAUAUCUCUCGCAUGGAUGGAUGGUUGUGUAGUCUGUGUAUGGAGGGAAGUGCUUGGAUUGGGGGGUGGAACUGUGUUGUUGAUAGUGAAUAAAAAUGACUGAAAAACAAAUCAAGCUGUUGCUAUGAAAACGUUAAAACUGUAUUUUUCACAGAACUGUACAUGAACUAUGACAGUGUGUGAAACUCAGACAACCUGGUGAUUGUCUGGAACCAGUAACUGUUGGUCUGCAGACUGGAAGACACUGAAGUCUCGAGCUGAUAACAGUAUUAACCUCCUAAGACCUGAACUCUUCCACGGCAGCAUUUUUAAUUUCUCUUUGCUAUUUGGGCUGUUUGGGACCCGGUUAAUGUAAAAACAAAGAAUUACCUGAUUAUUUUUUUUUACCUGAUUUUUAUUUCUGAGAGAAAUGAGAUCCACAUAUGAGGAUAUUCGCUUUAAAUUUCGAUAGAACAGAGGUAGUAUAAUGUCCUCGUAAGUGGACAUCACGCCCUUGUAGAGCUAAAUUUUGUAUUUUGGUCUAGACAUCCCAAAAUCACAUUUUGGGAUGUCCACAUAUGUGGACGCCAGGUCCUAGGAGGUUAAGGCAUAACUGGGGACAGUUCCCACAGGCCAUUACACAUCCUGUUGGCCUGAGCUCGUUCCAGACAUUUGACAGAACGUACUAGAGCAAGAGAAGGUCACAGUGAUAUUGAUGCCCCCGGGGUGUGUGACAUACUCAGAGCUGGGGUGAAUAAGACUUGUAGAAGGAAGAACUUUGAAUGCUUGAAUAAAAUGGUACGACGUAAGUGCCUCUCCUGUCAAGUCACAGUUGAUUUACUUUGAGCACAUGAUCUUUCAUGGAAACUCUUUUGUAACAGCAGCUGAAAUGAUCAGUCAUUAUUAUUAUUAUUAUUAUUGGUGUUUUAUAUUCUUCUGCUUAUUCAGAGUGGCGGGGAUGCUGGAGCCUGUCCCAGCUCCCUCAGAGCGAGAGGCCGGUUACAGCCUGGACCACAGCAUCACACCACAGCCAAGUUUCUGUAGUUUUACAGCAAUCUGCACACAGACUGUACUGAUGGCCAGGGCCCCGCUACGUGCCUAGCCUUGGAUUUCGCCUCCUCAUCAGCAGCGAAUUGUUAAGUCUUGUUGAACACGUGUGAACUCAGGAGCAUGGCUACAGGAACACCGUCAGGGCCAAGCAGCUGCUUGGCCUUCAGCUGCUGAUAAAUUUGUCCUUUUGCUCCGUGUCAUCAGUUAGGGAUGAUGAAGAGGCAGCGAAAGAGAAAAACAUCCCUCAAAUCUGAGGAUUGUUUUUAAUAAAGGCUUUGCCCAUAAUUUUAUUUUUGUUCCCUUGAGGUUGCCAGACUACAGCCUGGUAUGUGGAUAAAACACUACGUUUUAAACUUUACAUUAGUUUAAUAUUCUAUAAAAUGUAAAAUGUGGCCACAAAUAUCCCUCCCUGUUCAAGAACAGGCAGAAAAGUGCUAAAGCUGCAGGUUACUGCAGGUCAAUGACAAUGACUUGGCUUCACUUCAGCCUUUUAUUCUAUUUUUCUUUAUUAGUUGACAGAGUUUGUAUUAGCACUGCAUUCUGUGGUGUAAGCAGAAUCAUCUGCAGCUCAACCUGAUAAAGACAAAGGAAACUAGAAAAAGUUGCAUUUCCUGCGAAAAUGCAGUGUGAAUGCCUUGUAGUGGAAUCUGAAAACAGCAGAAGUAAAACCUUGUGCUGAAAGGAGGUGAAUAAACUGAAAAUUACAGUUGAAGAAGCAGAAUUUUUUGCUGAAAAGAGGUUACAAAGUUGAAUUGUGUGCUUAAAGGAAAUGUUGCAAUGAGCUAAAUUUGAACCCAGGCCUCAAGACGGAUACUCUUCUCACUGAGCUAAACUGGUUCUCAGGUAAUUGAAAAGAGGUGGAAAAGCUGAAAAUUCCACUGAAAACAGGAGAAGCUGAAAAUUUCUGCUGAAAAGAGGUUUCUGCUUAAAACAGCUAAAAAUGUGGGAUUUGUGCUGAAAAGGAGUGAAGAAGCAGAAAUUUUUGUUGAAAAGAGUUUUAAAAAAAGUGUAACUGUUAACUGAAAAAAAAUGUUGCUAUAAGUGGGAUUUGAACCCGGGCCUCGCGGUCUGAGAACGGCUGCUCAUCUCAGUGAGAUGGUGGGAUGAAGCUCACAGCUCAGCCCGGCAAGCAGAAAUAAGCAGUGUUGGGUAAGUUACUUUAAAUUAGUAACUUAGUUAC
Pelmatolapia mariae (spotted tilapia) is the source of this 6606-nucleotide messenger RNA. Its product is annotated as cytosolic purine 5'-nucleotidase. NCBI's taxonomy places the organism in Eukaryota, Metazoa, Chordata, Actinopteri, Cichliformes, Cichlidae. Gene Ontology annotation, molecular function: 5'-nucleotidase activity. The coding region runs from base 114 to 1829 and encodes 571 amino acids. The transcript is spliced from 19 exons. The record is from RefSeq and is a predicted model, not a curated record.